UAUGGGGGUGUUUUCUUAAAUCCCAAAAGAAAUAUGAGAAAUCCCAGAAAAAUAGUAUUUGUUUCAGUCCAUGAAAAACAGCAAGAAGCAGAAUUGGAAAUAUUAAGGAAAUUGCCGUUGCUGCUGCAGCCUGCAGGCAGGCAUUGAAGAAGAAGUUGAGAGGAAAACAAGGCUAAGCAAAGUAAUGAUUCAAUUCCCUUCGGAGACUAACAAAAAUGAGUCUUCAACAAGAAAGUUUAGUUCUUUUCAUCACCAUCAUCACAAUUUUUAUUGCCGCCACAAGUACUCCAACUAGAGCUCAGAAGUCCAACAGCAGCGAUUGUGAAUCUUCUUGUGGAACUGGGAAAUCAGCUAAAGUUGUCCCAUACCCUUUUGGUUUCUCAAGAGGAUGUCCCAUCAGUUUACAGUGCAACCACACAGUCGGUGACGUCAAAAUUGGUGAAUUUCAAGUCCAGAACAUAACCCCAAAUGUCAUCAUGAUCAAUAUUCUAGCAGACUGUAAUCGUUCUAUUGAAAGAAUGAAGCCUCUUUUUGGCAAGAACUUUGGUCCUUCUUCGAAUAACAGUUUGUUACUUCAAAACUGUGACAAGCCUUUAAAUAGUUGUGUUAUUCCAACAAGUUCAUUACGAAGAGACUUGACGUUAACAAAUUGUGGUAAUAAAAAUUACGACUUGAAUUGUUACUCUCAAGUGCCCAGAGAUUUUGAUACUCUUGGUUAUGAUAAUAUGACUUCAACUCGCUGCAAGUCUGUUUUCUCUUCGCUUUUUCUUGGGUGGGAGGGUUCGGCUGUUUCUUUCCAGUUUGAAAGAGUUGAAUUGGAAUGGUGGCUUGAAGGUGAUUACAAUACUCUCUGCUCAAAUAAUGCGAAUGGUACUAAAGUUAAGCUUUGGAAUGGGAGAGUUGGAUUCAGGUGUCAUUGCGCUGAUGGGUUCACCGGAGAUGGGUUUGCAGCCGGGAAUGGUUGCCGGAAAGUUUCUAAGUGCAGUGCUUCAAAGUACAUGUCUGGCGAAUGUGGAGGAACUACUAGAGUAGGUGUUCUUGUUGGAGGGCUUAUUGCUGGAGCUUUGUUAAUGGCUGGUUUGGCUUUUCUCUGUUACUAUGUCCGGCGCAAGUCCACUUCUUUGCGGAAUCGGUUAAGUGCAAAGCGCCUUCUAUGUGAAGCUGCAGGCAACUCUAGUGUCCCGUUUUUUCAAUAUAAAGAAAUUGAAAAGGCCACUAAUGGCUUCUCUGAGAAACACAGGCUAGGAAUCGGAGCCUAUGGUACAGUUUAUGCUGGAAAACUCAACAGUGAUGAUUUGGUUGCCAUAAAAAAGCUCAGACAUAGAGAUACUGACAGCAUUGAUCAAGUCAUGAAUGAAAUAAAGCUCCUUUCAUCAGUGAGCCAUCCGAAUCUGGUUCGUCUUUUAGGUUGUUGCAUAGAGGAGGGUGAACCAAUCCUAGUCUAUGAAUUUAUGCCUAAUGGAACUUUGUGUCAGCAUCUACAACAAGAGAGGGGCACCGGGCUCCCAUGGACAGUUAGACUCACCGUUGCUACUGAAACUGCAAAGGCCAUUGCCUAUCUCCAUUCAGUCAUAAAUCCACCAAUUUACCACCGAGACAUAAAAUCUAGCAACAUACUCUUGGAUUACAACUAUAGAUCAAAGGUAGCUGAUUUCGGUCUUUCCAGACUCGGCAUGGUCGAAUCAUCUCACAUAUCAACAGCCCCGCAAGGAACUCCAGGCUACCUUGAUCCUCAAUACCAUCAAUAUUUCCAUCUUUCUGAUAAAAGUGAUGUCUACAGUUUCGGAGUAGUUCUUGUAGAGAUCAUAACUGCACUGAAAGCAGUUGAUUUUUCUCGCCCCCACAGUGAGGUUAAUUUGGCUGCACUUGCCAUUGAUAGGAUUGGAAGAGGUUGCGUGGAUGAGAUAAUAGAUCCAUAUCUUGACCCAAAUAGAGAUGCCUGGACCUUAACAUCUAUUCUUAGCGUGGCUGAGCUUGCAUUUAGAUGCCUUGCUUUUCAUAGGGAUAUGAGGCCUACCAUGUUGGAAGUGGCAGGAGAGCUAGAACAGAUCAUGCUCAGUGCAUGGAUUCCAACCAUGUUCAUGGCAUCCCCGUCAGCUUCGUCUUGCUCCUCGCAAAAUGGAAGUCAGAAAUCGCUGAGCGUCUCUAUUGGUAGAAAGGCAGGGUUAGCUAGAGGGAAAUUACUUCUUCCGCAGAGAACAGAUAGCUUGACUUCAUUGGAAGAGACGAAGGAUAGCUCCCCCGUUUCUGAGCAGGAUACUUGGUUGAGUGAACAGAGCUCACCUUCAACAAACAGCUUGUUGGGUAAUGUAGUUCGUUGACAAAACUGUUUCUUUUGGGUGCUUAGCUUCGAAUCCUUUUUGCGAAAAACAUUUAGGUACUCUUACAGUUCUCUAUUACUCUCUUACUACAUAUCUAUAUAUCGCUUGCAGAAA
Messenger RNA from Populus nigra (black poplar), 2435 nucleotides. RefSeq names its product wall-associated receptor kinase-like 14. The coding region runs from base 216 to 2321 and encodes 701 amino acids. Gene Ontology annotation, biological process: protein phosphorylation. The record is from RefSeq and is a predicted model, not a curated record. Lineage: Eukaryota; Viridiplantae; Streptophyta; Magnoliopsida; Malpighiales; Salicaceae. The transcript has 4 exons. Gene Ontology annotation, molecular function: ATP binding; protein kinase activity.